GGACGGUCACGUGGUCCAGUCUGUUUGGUUUCACUUCCGCAUCUCGUUACUGUACGCGCAUGUAGCUCGUUAGCUUUUGUAUGUCACCCAGAGGAGACUUGCAAACUAUUUUAGUACAAAAAGCAACGUCGGGUUAAAUUUAUCCACGUUUGCAUACAUAAUUCCGCGUAGGUUUUGAUUAAGUUUGUUGUUGAAAACGAUGGAACAAAUCAGGAAGCGCUGUUAGCAAGAAGCUAGUUUUCCUAACUCAAAAAGCUGCUUAACUACUCCACUUUUAAGUUACUAAAUACAACCAGGAGAUCCAAUGAAGGUACUAAGUUGUGUUGUGGGUUUGGGCCUCUUGGUAAUGCUCUGCGGAGGUGAUACCAGCACAGAUAAAUCUCCCACAGAAAAAUGUGAACUCUUGCAUGAAAAUAAAUCAGAACGGAAAAUCCUUGAUGAACUGGCACCUCUCCUCAACAAAAACUUCUCAGUAAUGAAGAAGGAAAACGAGGAGAGCUACACGUACGUUUUUCAGUUUUGUGGAGACGCGGACGGAGUCCCAGGCGCCGGAGUUGUUCAAAUUAACGAUAAGACAAAGGCUAAAACAAUUGUUGGAAGGUAUAACUCGACAAAGGCCAUCAAAGGAAGCGACUGGGUGAUGCUGAUUUAUGAAAACGGGGCGAAAUACAACUCCCACUGCAACGGAGCAAAUAGAAAGGCCAUUGUUAUGAUUUCCUGCGACAGAUCGACAGACACGGGCCCUCUGGACGUGGUUUUGGAGGACAGGGAAAGAGUCGAGUGCUUCUACCUCUUUGAAAUGGACACCAACAUUGUGUGCCCCGUCAUCGAGUCAAAACUCAGUGCUGGCUCUAUAAUUCUCAUUGUAGGGGUCUGUCUAGUUGCUGCGUACCUAAUAGGAGGUUUUCUCUAUCAAAGACUAAUCGUUGGAGCCAAGGGGAUGGACCAGAUUCCACAUUAUGCUUUUUGGGCGGAGAUUGGUAACCUGGCAGCGGACGGCUGUGACUUUGUUUGUCGCUCUAAAAACCGUGAGGAGCCCAACGCCUACAGAGGAGUGGGCUCUGAGCCGGCGGAUGAGGAGCCAGAGGAGAGGGAUGAUCACCUUCUACCAAUGUGACCUCAUUUUGACAGAGACUUAAACUGUGUGAAUGCUGUUUACUCUCCACAGGCUACGCAAACUGAACCCUGUGCAUAAGUCUGUGUUUUUGUGUUCAUUUAGGACCUAAAGUUGUGACUGAAGAGGUCGUGUUACUCAUAUGGGCGACACAUGACAUGGUCUAGUUUGGUUCUGGUUUGAUCCGGGUUUAGAUCUGAUGUAGACUUGAGAUGCAUUAAAAUUGGGACUAAAUCAGGAGGAAAUGCAAAAGUAAAACUGGGCUAAACCAAGACUAGAAGAGGGCCAAAACAAGUCCAUAUCAGAAUAAACAUUUAGGACCAAGUUUGCACAAAUGUUACAUCAAAAGUUGGAUUAAACUAAACUAAAAUAACCAGGACAAGUUUGAACACUCUUAUGUUGGUUGUGUUCUAGUCCUGGUUUAGUCCAAUAGUUUAGUCCAACUUUAGUCCAGGUUUAGAUCAGGUUUAGUCCAGCUUUAGUCCAGCUUUAGUUCAGGUUUAAUCCAAUAGUUUAGUCCUGGUUUAGUUCAGGUUUAGUCCAAUAGUUUAGUCCAAUAGUUUAGUCCUGGUUUAGCCCAGCUUUAGUUCAGGUUUAGUUCAGUUUUAGUCCAGCUUUAUUCCAAUAUUUUAGUCCUGCUUUAGUCCAGCUUUAGUUCAGGUUUAGUUCAUGUUUAGUUCAGGCUUAGUUCAGGCUGUUUCCUACAAGAUUUGUCCAGUUGACAGAUUUAACUUCAUUGUUUGCUAUGGAUCAGACCUGGACGACUGAGGGUCUACACAGACAUCUUCAGGUUUAGUCCAAUAUUUUAGUCCAAUAUUUUAGUCCAGGUUUAGUCCAGCUUUAGUUCAGCUUUAGUCCAGGUUUAGUCCAGGUUUAGUCCAGGUUUAGUCCAGGUUUAGCCCAGGUUUAGCCCAGGUUUAGCCCAGGUUUAGCCCAGGUUUAGCCCAGGUUUAGCCCAGGUUUAGCCCAUAUAAACUUCUGGGUUUAGUCACAAUCUUGGUUGUGUCUGUUCAUGUGUAAGCACAGCCCAAUUCUGCUUUUUACAGUAAAAAAUUUGCUGUUCAACCAAUGAGCAUUUCUUCAGAAAAUGUGAACGUGUAAAUGGAGCUGGAAAAGUACAGAAAUAUUACGUAACUUUGCUUUUCUUGAGUAAAUGAUAGAAAUAUUAAGUAACUUUGCUUUUCUUGAGUAAAUGAUCUGUCAUUUCUUUUACAGAUGUUUUGUUCGAGCACUGAUGUUAUGGGUUUGAGUUACACAAAUAUCAUGUGUAUUUUUGUUUUAUAUGUGACUGGCUUUGUUCACACGCACACCAAAAUCUGAUUAUAAUCUAAUUUCUGAACCUUUAAGAUGAUUAAAUGUCACGUAAACCACCAAAUCUGAUUACCGAGUAUCAGAGGGACCGUGAUCACAAAGAAAUGAGUGGAUUUUAAUAGUGUAAAACAAAAGAAAUGUGGUAAUAAUCUCAUUUAGAGUGUGUAUGUAACAGCAGCCAAUGUUGUGACCGAAUGCAUCAACACUGCGCUUACAUCUCCAAAGAGUUUAAAACGAAUGUAAUAUCGAUAUAUGUAUAUUUGUACACUUUACAGUCUAUUGUAACAGAGCACUUAAAUUGGUUAGUAAAUGGAUGUGUUGUGAUUCCGCAGUUUGAAUUUUAAAUAUUAACGUGGCAAAUGUGUGUAAACUGCUCCUGAUAAGUGAAAAGGAUCGUCUGUAUAGAACGUCAUCCAUGUUUUAAUAUUAUAAGGGCAAUUUAUAGACUCAAUUAUUUUAGUUUAGUAAUGAAAAGUACAGAUUCCCAGCAGUUACUUGAUCUAAAACAAGUUAAUUUGUGUCUGCUUUUGCUUUCUCAGCUUUUCAUAUGGGAUUUACACAUACUGCAUACUGUUAUUAUAAUAGUUUUACACAUUUGGUAGAUAGACACCUAAGUGCACUCAUUUGCAGAGUGAAUGUAUGAAAUGGAUUUUAAUAAGACUGUAAAAUAAAAGUUAGACGACUAGCGAAACGUACAGGUGGUAGUUUUGUUGUUGCUUAAGGC
Molecule: messenger RNA, 3149 nt
Organism: Periophthalmus magnuspinnatus
Lineage: Eukaryota; Metazoa; Chordata; Actinopteri; Gobiiformes; Gobiidae
Gene: m6pr
Product: mannose-6-phosphate receptor (cation dependent)
Exons: 7
Coding region: 305-1117 (270 amino acids)
Biological process (GO): protein targeting to lysosome
Cellular component (GO): trans-Golgi network; endosome; Golgi apparatus
Molecular function (GO): protein domain specific binding
Source: RefSeq, a predicted model, not a curated record